AUGAUAUUUUUUUCACCCCUACCAUUUGUCAAAUCUGCCGUCGAAUGCUUCUUCGUCAUCUUCAUUGCUGCACUCCUCGGUUUCUCACUCUUCUGCAUUUGCUUCAUUUUGCUCAUCCGCUUUAAGUCGAGGAGCUCCGUUCAUUUGCAGAACUUCAACUGUCUUUGGACCGUCCGGUUCCUCUUCGUCGUCUUCGUCUCGUUUUGGGGUUUAACUGAAGCCGUUCGUCUUCCUUUGUUUAGGGACGUUUAUCUUCAUCUUUUGUUCCCGAUCCUAGCGCCGCCGGAACAAUCCAGCGUCUGUAAACUCCAUCUGGUCCUGUCUUUAGGGUUCUUCGAGCCUGGUUUUCUCGUUAUCCUUCUCUUCCUGCUCGAUUUUUCGGUUAAAAAAACAACCCCGAAUGGUUUCUUCAGCGUUUUCUACGUCUUCGUUUCGUGUCUUCCUCUUUUCCUUUUGCAAGUUUACUUCGUCUUCCUCGCCGGUUCCGAGCUGCGUUUUCGGAAGCUUUUUUAUCGCUGUUGGUUCCUCUUCGAGAUCGACGACCAGGGCGGCGGCGGCGAUAAAGCCGAGAUUUUGUGUGCGUACCCUUUCAUAAGCACCUCGUUCUGGAAAGUCGUCUCUCACGUAAUCAACAAGGCGCUCAAGCUUCGAAUCUAUGUUCUUGCUUUCACCAUCCUCGUUUGUUUGCCGUUGCAAAUUCUGCUCAUGGGGUUGUCUGCGUUUUGGACGCAGGACAACCCCUCCACACACAACGGACUUGCUAUAGCUGUGUUCCUUACCACCUUCACCUGCGCGGGGGUCGGCGAGGGGAUUUUGGUCGUUAAACCGAUCGCCGACUCCUUGAACGCCAUUUGCGGACGAGCGGAACAAUCUCUCCCGGAGAAAUCUCAGUCAGCGCUGCCGCAUGCGGAGGAGGAUGGGGUCGGUGCUGCUGUUACUACUGUAUAA
This is a messenger RNA of Hibiscus syriacus, 948 nucleotides long. RefSeq lists its product as uncharacterized. The transcript is spliced from 2 exons. Bases 1 to 948 code for a protein of 315 amino acids. NCBI's taxonomy places the organism in Eukaryota, Viridiplantae, Streptophyta, Magnoliopsida, Malvales, Malvaceae. The record is from RefSeq and is a predicted model, not a curated record.